Lingula anatina is the source of this 2361-nucleotide messenger RNA. RefSeq names its product neuronal acetylcholine receptor subunit alpha-5. Gene Ontology annotation, cellular component: membrane. The record is from RefSeq and is a predicted model, not a curated record. Lineage: Eukaryota; Metazoa; Brachiopoda; Lingulata; Lingulida; Lingulidae. Gene Ontology annotation, molecular function: transmembrane signaling receptor activity; extracellular ligand-gated monoatomic ion channel activity. Gene Ontology annotation, biological process: monoatomic ion transmembrane transport.
UGAAUAAUAGCUGUAAUAGCUGUUAAGUCCAGGUAUUCGGUAUUCGGUAUUCGGCAUUCAGUCUACCUAAGCACAUUAAUUAUUCCACUUAGGUCUACUUCCCACGAAGAAGAUGACCAUGGUACCGCUGCAGCUAGCAAUAGUGUGCCUCCUAGUUAGCACAGGUCCAGCAACAGCAUAUCAUCCGAACGUAACAGAGCAGGAGGUGCUGAAGCAUAUCUUUGAGGACAAAGCAUACGACAAAAAUAUCCGUUUUCAUAACAAAACGGCUACUAAUGUUACCAUUGGAUUAAGUCAGAUAUCUCUGGACAAUGUAGAUAUUGUUGGCGGGAAGAUAACUAUCCGUGCUUUUCUUAGGCUGGGGUGGAAAGACGAACGCUUGGCUUGGAAUCCUGCUGAAAACCAGGGUCUGUCCAAGAUAACGCUAGAUAGAGACCAAGUAUGGAUGCCGGAUAUUUCUGUGUACAAUCACGUUGCUGGUGAGUCAGCUGCUGAAGAGGGACCCUCCUUGCCUGUUUUGAAAAUAUUAGCCUAUGCUGAUGGAAGUGUCAUGUACAUUCCCUCUCACUCUUAUACUGUAUACUGCGACCUGGAUCCCAGCAAAUCAGCAACCUACUCGAAUCGUAAUUGCGAAAUUAAGUUUGGAUCCUGGGCUCACGACGGGUUUCAGAUCAACGUUCUGGUCAGUCCAUAUUCCAAUUCCAUGUCUGAUCUAGUGCAGAACAAGGUAUGGGAACUUAUAUCUGUAAAAUCAAGGAGAGAAAAUAAGGUUUACGAAUGCUGCCCUGAGCCCUACCCGAAUAUCAUUUUCAACAUUGAAUUUCGAUUGAGAAUGGAUAAACGUCUGGGUGUAGAAGUUUCAAAUGAGCGUAGAUUAUAUCAUUACUUGGUGGAUGAUUACGUUCCUGAUGUAAUGCCCGUGCCAAAACUAAGAAGGAACACGUCGUACGAUUACAAUGACCCAAUGAUUACGGUGGGAAUGUAUGUAGGAGUCCUUCGAGUUACUGGUGUUGAUUUUAAAACUCACACCAUGGUCUCCACUUUCCUCAUGCUGAAGCGUUGGGUGGAUGAGGAGCUUGCAUGGGACCCUGCUCAUUUUGGAGGGAUUAAUAAGACUGAAGUUCCCAGUGAAAGGGUUUGGAAACCAGCAUUUAUGAUUGCCAAUAGAGCUGAAGAAUGGUACGACAUGAAUAACGAAAUGCAUGUGCAGUCGAAUGGCCAGGUCCGAUGGGGAAUCAGCUACACGAUGAGGACAUUCUGCACGUUGGACGUGUACCGUUUCCCGUAUGAUAGUCAUACAUGUUUUCUUUGGAUUAUAUCCUACAGACAAGACGCUUCAAAGCUCGGAAUCAAGAUAUUAGGUGCAUGGGGCGGUGGCAAGUCGCAGUUUCUACAGGAAGGCCUAGAAUGGAACAUAGACAGUGUCGAAGGAACGAAAGAAAAUUGGAAACUACUGGGUGAUGUGAAAUAUCCUGCAGCACAGAUUGUCGUCAAGAUAAGCAGAAGGUCCACUUACUACACGCACGUCUUCACUGCACCCUGUGUGCUUCUCGCUUUCCUGACUCCGGUGGUGUUCCUGCUGCCCACUAGUGCUCCAGAGAAAGUGACUUUGGGAAUUGGCAUUUUUGUGUCUCUCACUUUGCUUCUUGAGAUUUUGGAAGACAAUAUGUUUGCGGCGUCCAGUGUUCCCAUUAUUGCUUUAUAUUACGUGGCCACGAUGGUAUUGACCGCCUUUUCAAUUUUGAUGUCCACAAUUAUUCUCAACGUGGUGGAUAAGGGUAAAAAAGAUAGGUUCAUACCCAAAGUGCUUAGAGUUAUCUUUCUUAACGUGCUGGGCAGAAUCCUUCGUGUUACCCCAUCAUCGACACGGGAUCGCGAGAUGGUAACCUUUAACGAGCUGGAAAACCAUGGCGACGGUUUAGACGGAAGUGACGUCAAAGAUGAUCACGUGCACAUAACCCAUGGCGGGCCUUCCAUGAAUGAGUGGUUCACUUUGGCUGCCGUUAUUGACCGUCUGUUUUUCCUGACAUUUCUGGUAGUGGCCACAAUAUGUAGCAUUGCAAUGUUUGCCUCUGGAUAAGAAUAUGGCCCUGAACGGUUCCAGAACGGUUGAUAUGUAUAACGGUUAAUUAAAGGUACAUCCCAUGGAUUUGAAAAUCCCCCAAAUGCUUAUUUUUGCCAUCCACAGCUUUUUAAAAAACAUUACAUACCCCUGAAAUGAUUAAGCCUUUAAAUAUUAUUUUUCUGGAGCGUACCUGAUGUUGAUAUUUCCAUUGGAAUUAAUAUGAAGAUGGUCGCUGACUGGCCAGUCAUUUUAAGUUAAAACCAAUCUUUAUUUUUGAGGGAUAGAUAAAUAAUCCG